CACACCAAGAUGGCUUGCAACGACCUGUACCCGCCGAAAACCAGCGUCGCCGUCCCCCAGCCCAUCGCUGAGAGCUGCAACGAGCUGUGCGCGCGGCAGUGCCCCGACUCGACGGCCUUCAUCCAGCCGCCCCCCGUCGUCGUCACCUUCCCCGGCCCCAUCCUCAGCUCCUUCCCCCAGCAAGCCGUGGUGGGCUCCUCCGGGGCACCCGCCUUUGGGGGCUCCUUGGGGCUGGGGGGCCUCUACGGCGCGGGGGCCACCCAGGGCUCGGGGGGCCUCUGCACCUUUGGCAGGCCCUACGCCUCUCCCGCCUGCAGCCCCUACCUCUUGCCGCGCUACAGCAAGAAGCUGUGGGACACCUGUGGGCCCUGCUAAAGCCAGGCCCGUGCCACCUCUUCUCCUCCUCGUCCUUCCUCCUCCUCUUCACAGACAUGUGACUCCUCCAGUGCUGCCCCCCAGGGCCCUUUCUUGGCCCUGUGCCGGCCACCGCCUGGGAGAAGCCUGAAGGAAGAACGCCUCUCUGG
Molecule: messenger RNA, 524 nt
Organism: Cygnus atratus (black swan)
Lineage: Eukaryota; Metazoa; Chordata; Aves; Anseriformes; Anatidae
Product: scale keratin-like
Exons: 1
Coding region: 10-375 (121 amino acids)
Cellular component (GO): intermediate filament
Molecular function (GO): structural constituent of cytoskeleton
Source: RefSeq, a predicted model, not a curated record